Hirsutella rhossiliensis is the source of this 339-nucleotide messenger RNA. Its product is annotated as cyclin-dependent kinase regulatory subunit domain-containing protein. Gene Ontology annotation, molecular function: protein kinase binding; cyclin-dependent protein serine/threonine kinase activator activity; ubiquitin binding. Bases 1 to 339 code for a protein of 112 amino acids. Gene Ontology annotation, biological process: regulation of mitotic cell cycle. The transcript is spliced from 4 exons. Lineage: Eukaryota; Fungi; Ascomycota; Sordariomycetes; Hypocreales; Ophiocordycipitaceae. The record is from RefSeq and is a predicted model, not a curated record. Gene Ontology annotation, cellular component: SCF ubiquitin ligase complex; cyclin-dependent protein kinase holoenzyme complex.
AUGGACAUCGACACUAGCCGCCGAAACAAGUCGCCUCGCGCCUUGUCGGACGCCGAGCGCGCACGCGUCGAAGAGUACAUUGAUUCCAUUCACUAUUCCGCCAGAUACUCGGACAGCGAAUACGAGUACCGGCAUGUGCAACUGCCCAAGGCCAUGCUCAAGGCCAUUCCCAAGGACUACCACGACACCUCAAAGGGCACUCUGAAACUGCUGUGGGAGGAAGAGUGGCGGGCUCUCGGAAUCACCCAGAGUCUGGGUUGGGAGCACUACGAGGUCCACGAGCCUGAGCCGCACAUCCUCCUCUUCAAGCGUCCGCUGAACUACCAGCCCCCGCAGUGA